Molecule: messenger RNA, 426 nt
Organism: Fonsecaea multimorphosa CBS 102226
Lineage: Eukaryota; Fungi; Ascomycota; Eurotiomycetes; Chaetothyriales; Herpotrichiellaceae
Exons: 2
Coding region: 1-426 (141 amino acids)
Source: RefSeq, a predicted model, not a curated record
AUGCUCGUACAACAGUCUAGUGGGAGGGCAGGAGCUCCACAGCACCUCACUGCCACCGGCACAAAAUCGACGACGGCAGGCGUGACGACGGCGGACACACACAUUCCGCCUGCACCGGCCCUCUCUAACCCUGCCUUGAUGAGGGACAGGGCCGAUGAGCACACGGCGGGCCGACCGCGGGGAGGAAUCUCGUCUUUCGGUCCGGCAUGCCUAACACAUGCCAAGGCCCAUGGCCAAGACAAAAGUCACCCAACGGACCGAAGUCGAGAUCCCGCCCGCUGCGGCAACCUGGUCGUCAUGUUCAAUCGCCGGCACCAGCACAUGAGCGCGAUGAGACUCUUGGAAGAGGAGCUGCUCGAGGUUGAGUUCCUGGUGCAGUGCCUCAACGAGAGAGCGUCGUCCAGCACCCACAAGAUCCUGAUCUAA